Stegostoma tigrinum is the source of this 8612-nucleotide messenger RNA. RefSeq names its product ectonucleoside triphosphate diphosphohydrolase 4-like. NCBI's taxonomy places the organism in Eukaryota, Metazoa, Chordata, Chondrichthyes, Orectolobiformes, Stegostomatidae. The transcript has 13 exons. The coding region runs from base 612 to 2423 and encodes 603 amino acids. Gene Ontology annotation, cellular component: membrane. The record is from RefSeq and is a predicted model, not a curated record. Gene Ontology annotation, biological process: nucleoside diphosphate catabolic process. Gene Ontology annotation, molecular function: nucleoside diphosphate phosphatase activity.
CACCUCCAACAACUCUCAAGAAGCUCACUACCAUCCGCGACAAAGCAGCCCUCUUGAUAGGCCCCACAUGUAUAAACACUCGCUGUCUUUACCACUGAUGUUCGGUAGCAGCAGCGUGUACUAUCCACAAGAUGCUCUGCAGAAAUUCACCAAGCUUUCUUGGACAGCAUCUUCCAAACCCAUGAGCACUUCCAUCUAGGAGGACAAGGGCAGCAGAUAUAUGGGAAUACCACCACCUGCAAAUUCCCCUUCAAGACACCUUGACUUGGAAAUGUAUCCCCACUCUUUUAGUAUUGCUGGGUCAAAGUCAUGGAAGUUUCUCCUAAGGCAUCAUGGGUCAACUUUCAGUGUGUGGAUUAUGGCAGCUUAAGAAGGCAGCACACCACCACCUUCUCGAGGGUGCUAGAGAUGGGCAAUAAAUACUGGCUCAUCAUCGACGAACCACAAUCAGCCUUUGAACUGUGCAUAGAAAAAAGGGGCAGGUCUGAGCCUUGCUGUCAACAAAGUGUGCCUAUCAACUGAAGAUGCUGAGGUGACAUUUGCAAGCAAGAAGCUUAACAUAGAAGCUGUAUAUUCAAGCCCUUCCUACCUAGACGCUGUGCCUUUACCAUAUGGCUAGAGUUGGCUUUUCUUGUUUGUUUCCGGCAUCUUGGCACUUCAGUCUGUCGCUCAGAAACACCACAGCCCGUCAGAAAGUAGUGUUUGUAGCUGUUGUCCUCACUUUCUGUUUACUGUUCUUUCUGAUUUUUGUGGAGUAUCAGCAUUGGAGAUCACCACUCAGGGACAAAGAGCUGGAAAAGUAUCUGGCCAGAAUUGAAGAUAUGGAAGCUACAGAUACCAAUGAUGCAGACCUCAACUAUGGAGUGGUAAUAGACUGUGGAAGUAGUGGAUCCAGGGUGUUUGUGUAUUUUUGGCCACAGCACAAUGGUAACCCUCACGACUUGCUCGACAUCAGGCAGAUGAAGGACAAAAACAGGAAGCCGGUGGUUAAGAAAAUCAAACCAGGUAUCUCGACACUGGCCUCCUCCCCAGCGAAAGCCACCGAUUAUCUCCGUCCUCUUCUACAGUUUGCUGCUGGAUAUGUUCCUGCUGCCAAACACAAAGAGACACCAUUGUAUAUCCUGUGUACUGCUGGCAUGAGGCUGCUACCAGAAAGCCAACAGAAUGCUAUUCUUGAGGACCUCUACACUGAUGUGCCGGUCGAAUUUGACUUCCUGUUUUCUGAGUCCCAUGCGGAGGUGAUUUCUGGUAAACAAGAAGGAGUCUAUGCCUGGAUUGGAAUCAAUUUUGUUCUUGGAAGAUUUGACCACAUUGAAGAUGAUGAUGAUGCACGAGUUGCAGUGACUGUCUCCAGCAAUCCCAACCAAGGUCCUGUGAUUCGCAAGCGGACAGUUGGCAUACUGGACAUGGGAGGAGCUUCUGUUCAAAUUGCGUACGAGGUGACGAAUCCUGUAAGCUUUGUCUCACCAGAACAGGAAGAAGCUGCUAAAGGUUUAUUGGCUGAAUUCAAUCUCGGCUGUGACUUGCAUCAUACUGAGCAUGUGUACAGGGUCUACGUAACUACCUUCCUGGGAUUUGGUGGGAAUUACGCACGGCAACUCUAUGAAGAUCUAAUUUUCAAUAAUACCACUGCCACGAAUAGGCUGCUUGGCCAAUAUAUGGGUUUCAGCGCAGAGACCCCCUACCUCGAUCCUUGCUUGUCAGUUGAAACAACCGACAUCAUUCAAAAGGAUGAACAGACAGUGCACUUGAAGGGUGCCGGGAACUUUGAUGAGUGCUGCAAACUAAUAAAACCAUUCCUGAACAAAGGGAAUGAGGCAAACACAUCCCUCAAUGGGGUUUAUCAGUCACCCAUUGACUUCCAUAAUAGUGAAUUCUAUGGAUUCUCUGAGUUUUAUUACUGUACCGAAGACGUAUUGCGCAUGGGAGGUCACUAUGAUGGUGUUAAAUACACAAAAGCAGCAAAGGAUUACUGCGCUACCAAAUGGGCAACGUUAAAGGAACGGUUUGAUCUCAAUCUGUUUUCAUCACAUGCUGACCUUCACAGAUUGAAAUAUCAGUGUUUUAAAUCUGCGUGGAUGCACGAGGUAUUACACAGUGGUUUUAACUUCCCAGCUGACUAUUCCAACCUGAAGACAGCUCAACUGGUGUAUGAUAAGGAGGUGCAAUGGACACUGGGAGCAAUUCUUUAUAAAACUCGCUUUCUACCUCUCAGGGACCUCCAGCGAGAAUCUGGAAAAGCAAACCAUUCUAGCUGGCUGCGUAUCUCCUUUGUCUACAACCACUACCUGUUCUUCGCCUGUUUCUUUGUGGUCCUGCUCGCCAUUGCCCUGUACAUCUUGCGGCUGCGGCGGAUUCACAGGCGGGCACAGCGGGAGCUACUGUGGAUGGAGGAGGACAAUUCAUCGACUGAGGUGCUCUGACUUGCAACACAGUGAGCGAGGUGCUUCUGAUUCAUCGAUCCAUCAGAAAACAUUCCAUCACCCUCUUCAGCAUAUUCCAGGUCAAAUUUCAAGUAGACCGUGGGCAGAAGCCUUUCAGAUACCUCAAUUAUUUGUUUCGUCUGGAAUCUCCUGCCUUUGGAUAACGUUGUCCUGUUCCAAUCCUCUGUCUUCCUUUUUGAAGUUGGAGGUAGUCAAACAUUCAGUAAUGUGUAUUUAUUUUACUGCACCAUGUGAUGUUGGGGUGCUAAGUGAUACAUUUGAAAUUGUGAUGAUUUAUAUGAUGUCUUGAUACUGCGUCCUGCCUGCAUUAAUUAUCCUCCAGUGUUGCUCCAGGGAAGGCAGUGGGAGCACACCUGAUCUUUUGGGAUUCUCUCCUCCUGCAGCACUCCCCGUGACCUGUUCCCACCGUUCUCCCUCAUUUCGGGAGUGAAAAGUCAGCUGAGAUACUGUGCCUGAGUGAGGUUCGACCCACAACCUUCUCAGAAAUUAGUGUUAUAAACUGAGCCAGGCUCAACAAGCCAAAGUUAUCUAGCAUCUACUCUAAGAGUGAAUACAAUGCAGCUAGAAUGAAGAAGCCAUUCCAACAAGGAUUCAAAUGGGAAAGCAAACUGACAUUUUUCACUUAAAUUUUCUUACUCGUUCACAUGAUGAGGAUAUCGGAUGGGCCAGUAUUUAUUGCCCUUCCCCAAUUGCCCAGAGGACUGUUGAGAGUGAACUGCUUUGCUGUGGGUCUGGAAUCACUUAUAGGCCAGACCAAGUGAGGGUAGCAGUUCCCUUCUCUAAAGGACAUUAGUGAACCAGAUGGGAUUUUCCCGCAAUCAGCAAUGGAUUCGUGGUCAUCGUUAGACUUUUAAUUUCAGAUUUUUACUGAAUUCAAAUUCCACCAUCUGCCAUGGCAAGAUUCAAACCCAGGUCCCCAGAACAUUACCUGGAACUCUGGAUUAACAAUCCAGCAGUAAUACCACUAGGCCAUUGCCUCCCCUGAAUUGGAAUAGAUGAUCGAUAAAACCACUGACAUGUGAUUUUCAUGAGGAAGUCUAAAGGACAGAAUAAUUCAAAAUGAUCCCCUAACUCCUGGUGAAAACCGCUGAAACCACCGUAGUCUGGGCCAUUCGGUCCAGCAACGCAGUGCUAUUGAAGGCCAUUACAGGUUUGCAUAGAGCUGUGUGAAAAUUAAACCUGGAUUUUCACCAACCAGAUUUUAUUCUCCAUGCUGAAACUGUGCCUGAGUUGCAAGAAAUUUAAAUAAAAAAUUAGCUCAUUGGGUGAACUGCUACAGUCCGUAGGAGCAUCCACUGUGCUCGAAUGUACAGUGAUGGGUGUAGUGACUUUCUCUUGCGUAUUGAAGAACGCAUACAUUUGCUGUUGAUCUGUGCUCUAUUUCUGUGUUGAGGGUGAGAAUACUAUGCUUGGAAGCAUUAUGUAAUUCAAGAGCCCAGGCUUCAUCUCCUUGUCACUGCCAAGGUAGCACAGGAGAAAUGUAUGCUGGAAGGAGGCAGAGGUUGAGAGGAGUGUGGACUCGCUCUCUGUCUGUUCUGCUCCGAUUCCAAGUGUCACAUGCUUUUGCAGCAUGAAUUAUUACCAGCUGCUUGAAAUUUGAAAAAUGUAUUGCUUGGCAUUCCCUUCAACUAUUGCCAUGUAAUUCUUGGAAAUCAUUCUGACCCACAUGAGCACAGUCUUGCAGAGCGGUUAUCACACCCUGACAGGACGGUUGUGCAUUGUUUUUUGGUCAAAUGAUUUCCCCUACUUCAAACUCAAAAUGUCACAUCACAGAAGUUGUUGUUAACUUUGAAAUUUCCUGUGAUGGAAUGGGAAGACGUUUACAGAUCCAGCGCUCCAUUGUUUUGAUUUGAACCCUGUGCGUGUGUGAUCUGAGAUAACGCUACACACUUGGGGUUGCUGUUGCUGCUAAAUUGUGGGUAAUUUUUCUUCAAAGAGCUGGGCACUUUUUAGAGAAAUUAUUGCAGACCAAAUGAUUGAAUGUUUGUCUCUUAUUUUUAAACAAAAGAUUUUUCUAAUUUAGGAAUGUGCGUGCUGAAGCAUUUUUCUGAGCCUAAACGAAAGCAAAGGACUUAAUAACGCCGUUUUCACGAGCCUGAGACAUUCCAGUGUGCUUCCUCGUCAUUGAAGUACCUUGGAAAUGUUGCCAUGUGGGAAAUGCAGCUGUCAAUGUGUGCUUAGUAAGAUCCCACAAGUAGCAAACAUGGUAUUGACCAAGUUUUAAUUGGGUAGAUUGAGGAAUAACUGUUUACCAGGAAACGGGAUAAUCCCCUGCUGUCCUUUAAGAUAGGAUCAUGGUAUCUUAUACGUUCAUUUGAGAAAGUAAACAGGGUCUUGAAUUAAUAUGUCACAUCUGAAAGUCAUUCCUUCAGCGGUAGAUUUUUGUACCCAGGUCUGGGGGUAUGACUCAAGUUUCUGAAUGCAACCCAAGAAGAUGGGAUGAGGUUGUUUGUUCUGUAAGACUCCUGUGUGAAAUGAGCCUGGCCACUUGUGAUCCAGCUGCACUAUAACUAGUUAUGUCCACAAUAUUAAACUUCGUGGUUCAGCCAUAGGGUGGCGAUUAUCAAGUAGAAACGAUAAUGAAAGAACCUAUGUUUAAAUGAGAUGUUUCAGGUACUCAAGAUGCUCCAAAACACUCCACAGAAAUGUUGAAGUGUUAUCUUUGGUGAAAUGUGCACUGUAGGGAAUAAGCUGUACCAGUGACAUUUUAAUGUUGAGAUUAAAGUAUGUUCCUGCCUUUGUUCUCCAUCUAAUUGUUUCUCUACUUGGCUUUGGGCGCUGUUGAUGGAAAUAUGCCCUAUUCCAUUUACAGCCAUCAGUUAGCUGAGCAAUGAUUCUUGUCUUCUCCUGUGUUUCCCACUACAAGAGUAUUUGUAACCUGGAGCUCACUAUUUGUCUCCCAUAGCUAGUUUGCCACCUCCCAUCAUUCAAGCUAACAAACCCACACCAUAUAGAGACCACCUGGGAGAUUUCCUAGCAGCUACAGUUCCAUACUGGAAGUACUACAGCAUUUCACAUUAUCUAUCUUCCGUUACUGGGAACGAUUGAGAGGACAUCAGGGUUUAAGUCAGAGCACUGCUCAGUUGAGACCGUUGUUGCCACUGAGGCAGAAGGUUGUGGAUACAAAUCCCUGUGCAAAGACUUGAGCCCAUAAUCCAGGCUGACACUGUAGUGCAAUACUUGGGGAAUAAUUUUGAAUGUAAUUGGUUAAACCGAGGACACAUCUAGCCCCUCCAGUGGACAUUAAAAAUCCCAGUGGUGUUUUUUUUAAAAGGUGGGUACACCCUGCCUGGCAAAUAAUUAUCUCUCAAGUGCUGUCACUCUUUUUAAAAAAAAAAUUCUAAUUAUUGCAGUUUAUGGGAUCUCAUUGUGCACAAGUUGGCUCCCACAAUUCCUACUUUGUAGAGCAAUCUCAUUUCAAAAAAGACAAAAACUAUAAACUGCUGUGACGCACCCUGAGGUUAACUUAUAAUUCUUUCGUAAAUAAAACAGAACUCACUGGACUCAAUGUUAACUCUGCUUUCUCUCCGCAGAUGCUGCCAGACCUGCUGAGUUUCUCCAGCAAUUUAUGGUUUUGAUUGAUCCUUGCGUAGAACUUCUCAUGCAUGGCCGUUACACAAGAGGCAGGACUGGGAUGAACCACUGCCUUCGAUGUUUGUUUGUCUCUGCUGUUACAGUUCAGCAACUAUUUAACCUCCUGUCAGCAACCAUUGUUCUCACCAUAGGCAGGCUGUGCACACAUUCCAUCAAUGUACCUGUUGCAAUGGAUAACCUGUGUGAAACUUCCUGUUUCACUGUCAGGAACUCUCCUGUGAGAAUUGUUCCAUGACUGCACCAAUACACUGGAUCUGCUGAUGUCAGUGGCAACAUUUUUAGAAAAAUGGCUUUGGACAAUAGUCAUUGAAGAUUUUACUGCAGUGUCAUUUGACUAUAUUUUCUUCCUCAGCACGAUUGGAUUUGGAUAAUUUCCCUUUGUUUUAAGCCAGUAGUGCUUGCAGUACAUUUCUCCUUCAACAGUAAGGCAGUGAAAACUGCUGAACAUACUUUUUCUUAAGAGUUAUGUUUUUUAUAGCUAUAUUUUUCUUCGUCAUUUUGUUCAGUUGUGAGGGACAUGGGAAAUUGUCAAAAUGACAGUUACUCACUCUACACCCAGUACAAAGUGUACAAGUGACAGAAGUUGAGCUUGGCUCAGAUUUUCUUCCCCUACCCACCUCGUUCCAGUGGGAAAAUAAAUUGUUGUUUUCUGCCACUCUGAUUAUUGACCUUGACCCCGUCAAAACUUAGAAAAUGUCCUCAUCCUGCCAAUCUGUGCAGUAGUAACAUUAGACUCCUACUGCCAUCGGACCCAAAUAUGGAGUUCUGAGUUAUCCUGUACAGACAAGAGGAAAAACCUCUACAAUAGCUUUGUUUUGGAAACCAGUUCGAACAGUCAACACACAGAUCUGUUGUUAAGCUGCAGGCAAUUUGGAAACUCCCCCAGCUGAUAAACAAAUUACCAGACAUAGUCCAAUAUUGUACAGAUGAGAACGGCUCAAUGCGGAGCCAGGUAGAGCAGCAUUUGGUAGCAAUACAGUCGGACUUAGAACUCUGAACUGGGAAGUGAGUUGGAGGUAGCAAAUGCUGUGGUUCCUCCUUGUUAGGCAAUAAUCAACAUAGAAGACUGCAUUCACAUCAGUUGUGGUGCUCUGCACUUUCUAAUGGCUGCUGUCAAAACACACACAUGAAUAUCCUGUUGUAAAUCACAGACUGCUGGAGCAAAAAGAUAAUAGGAAAGAAGAAAAGAAAAACAAUAUUGAACUCAAUUUAUUAUUCCCAAUUUACUCCCCACUGAACCAUAUCUCAUUAAUAAGCUCUAAGCUUCAGCAAGGACAUGAUCACUGUUCAUGUUGACUCUUUCUUGACCGACAGUAGGCAAUCCUGAACUUUAGUUCCAAAGUCUAAUGUUCCUUUGGGGGUAACCUAAAUUCCUGUCAUAAAUGUGCUGUGUACAGCCCAAAGAAGGUAGCAGUACCGGUCACUGCAUUCUGUUAAUUGUUCAGUUUGGAGCUGAAGCUUGAAAGCUUGUCAGUGGAAGUCUCAAAUGGCAGCACAACAUGUACUGGUGAACUGUACUGGCAAAUGCAAUGGAUUGCUGUUUUGUUUUAACCCAGUGUAUUGUUGGUUAGAUUCUACCUCCACCAAACCCUGAACUGCGUUCUACUGAGGGUAUCCACCCAAUAGCAUUUGAAAAUACAUGGAAGGAAGGUAAAUUCCAGUGUUUGUCAGUGUAUUGAUACUGAUAAAAUACAAGUCCAAUCAACUGAAACAUGUAUGAGCAUUUAACUCAGCCUAACUCAUUCAUUUACAUGUAUUCCAGCAUUAUAUAAUGCUCCCUUCAGUCUUGUAACCAAGGCUCAAAGUCAAACAGAUUUGCUCUAAUUGAAUUAUAUGCUUGUAUUCUAGCAUGAGGGAUAAAAUUUAAAACUUGAAUUGUUUUUAAUAUUAUAUCUAAGCACAUAUAAUGCAAUUAUUGAGCAAAACAGUGCAUUUUAUUUGAUUUUUUUGCUUUGAAAUUAUGAAUGUCAUUGGCAAAGCUAGCAUUAAUUUCCAAUCCAUAAUUGACAGCUCCAGUUUUGCACUGGCAUUCAUUCCAAACAGGCUGCUUAUCAUUCCUUAGUGUCGACCUGAUAAUUUUGUCUCACUGAUUGAUAGGACAGAGCUUUGUAUCCAAAGAUUACUGUUCCUGUCCCCAGCUGGUAAGAGACCAAAGUACAGCUUUGUAACAUUUCAUGACAGCCUAGUGCUGGCAACUCAAUAAGGAAUAAAAUUGACAGAUGCCUAAAAUAUUUCCAGGUGAUUUUAACUUCAAAGUUUAUCUCUUUUCAUUUGUAAACAUGCUACAGGUUAAUCAAUAGCCAAUGCCUGGGCAGCACAAUGUAUACAAUCAAGCCAAGUGCAGGUUUUCAUAUCACUUGAAGUUCAACCUAAGUCAGGUUUAACAUUCAUUGUUUAAAGUUCAGGAAUGAUUGUCCCUCUGCUGAGUCAUGAGACUGGUUAAUUUGUAUCUUUUAAAUCACAGUUGAAUGUUUGUGUUUAUUGAGUGAUAUUCAGAUUAUUUCCUUUGUUUCGUAUUGCUUGGUCAGACCUGAUGUACUGGUGAAUCUAUUUAAUAAUGUAUAUUCGUCUAGA